Molecule: messenger RNA, 3541 nt
Organism: Centrocercus urophasianus (Greater sage-grouse)
Lineage: Eukaryota; Metazoa; Chordata; Aves; Galliformes; Phasianidae
Gene: TMEM116
Product: transmembrane protein 116
Exons: 11
Coding region: 30-1121 (363 amino acids)
Biological process (GO): adenylate cyclase-activating G protein-coupled receptor signaling pathway
Cellular component (GO): plasma membrane
Molecular function (GO): G protein-coupled receptor activity
Source: RefSeq, a predicted model, not a curated record
GAGCUGCGCGGGGAUCGGCGGCGGUGCCCAUGGCCAGCCCGGAGGCGGCCGCGUCCCGGCUGGAGUCGGGCUGGCAGGAGGUCUACUCAGCUCUCCAGUGGAUCCAUUUCACCAUGGCCAUGCUCAGUGUUAUAGGUUCCAGCUCCAUCAUCACUUACGCCAUCUUUCAAAACGUGGUGCGAUCCCCCGAGGUUCGCCCUCUAUUCUACCUGAGUCUCUCUGACCUAUUUCUGGGCAUGUGCUGGAUUGCCGGAGCACUGCUUUAUAGCACACCAACCUCCAAGCACGAUCUCAUCUGCUACAACCUGCAGGCAAUGGGACAAGUAUUCUAUGUGGCCUCUUUUCUAUACACUGCCAACUACACCUGGCAUCUGUACAUGGACCUGAAGAUGAAAUACAAUCAGAACCUUAAUAGGAUGCCCUCCACAGCUGUAGAUUAUGCAAGUUGCAUUGGCCGAGUAGCAACGAUUUUGUCCAGCCUGAUCCCUUUUCUCCUAAUGGUGCCUGUGUUUUGCCUGGGCAACAGCAGUAACUGCUACCAGAACUUCAGUCAAAAGCAUGGGUGUCUCUUGAUGCACACAGAAAUGGCUGAGCCCACCAACGAGCCGCUAACAUUGAGCAGCUCUGUUUGCCGAGCAAUGCAUUUCUAUGGCAUUGGGGUCUUCCUUGUUUCCUUUCUUAUCAGCUUCAUAGCCAUUCUGGUUGUACUCAUUCAAGCCCGAGGUUUGUACAAAAGGUUUGUAAACUCCACGGGAUUCCUGGGAGAUCAGCAGUGGGCAAUGAUUAAGAUGGUGGAACAACGAGUGGUUUUUUACCCCAUCGCAUUCUUCUGCUGCUGGGCCCCAGCUGUCCUCCUUGGAAUACUGAAGCUGACAGCUUCAACAAGCAGCAAAAUCUACAUGGCUCUUCUCAUUCUACAGGCACUGACAGCAGCUUCCCAGGGACUCCUGAACUGCAUUGUGUAUGGCUGGACACAGCACGUCUUCCUCUCCCUCAAACGCAACAUCUGCCGCGACGUUGACACUCAGACUCCUCUCCUGCGCUCUCAGAAGAAAUUCUAUGCCAGCACACUCACUGCCAGCCCUCCGGACACUGAGGUGUCCACAUCUACCCUGCUCUGAUGAGUUUCUGCAGCAAAAAUGAGAGAAGGCAGCAUCCCAAUGGGCCUCGUCGUAUUUUAGCAAAGUCAGCCAGCACAGCUUUUGGGCUGUCUUGGUGUGAACUGUUUUGUCAUCAGCACAGUUAACUGUAGUGCUAUGAGAGCCCAAGCAGAUCUGUCAGAAAAGCACUUUUAGUGAAGAUAGUUAUUUAUUUUACAGAUUUCUAUGGACUUGAACAGGGUUCUUUAAACCUGGUAAAUUUUUAGCACAGGCUUUCUCCUUAAGGAAAUAUCUCUAGAAAUACAGCAAAUUGUAUGUAACAACUCCAAGACUAGUACAGCUCCUUAGAGGGCAUGUGGUCAAAAGAUGUUUUACUUUUCUAAGUGUUUGUCAGGUAUUUGCCAUUACAAAUUAACAUUAAAGCAAAGAUGAAUAUUUUUAAAUCCAUCUUUCAAUUCAAUGUAAAAAUAAGAGCAGGCACCCUCCUGCUAGCCAGCUGCCUGGAGCAAGACUGCAGAGCUGGACUGGAUGAUCUUAGAGACAUUUUCCAACCUUGGUGACCCAAUCAUCAGCACACACUUCUGUGCUUUGAUUUUUCUCACAUCUCCCUUCAUGCCAACUCCUGCUUGGCCACAACACUCAGAAAAUUAAGGUUCUUCAGCCCAGCGGAGCACCUCUCAUGAACCUGGAGAGCAGGACUGCACGUGCAUCUGUGUGUGCUCCUCUAAACGCUCAGGUAAAUUACUGAGAUCCCGUAAAUGUAUCUUUAGCUGCAGUGAGAGGAAAACGACCCUGUAUUUUUCAUGCUCUUUAAUUUCUCACAGUUUCAUUUUUAGGGCCCAACCGAAAUUUAUUUACAUAGUUGGUUAUACAAGAAGAGGAAAUACUCAAGCUUUGUGUAAUUAACUUUUAUACAGUUCACACAGUUACGUUACAUAAAUCACUUUGUACAAAUCUGGGACUGUCAGUCAGGGUUCAGGGAUGUACGCACAGAGCCCCUCAGUCCUUCCCAAAGCUCAGCUGAUGAGUUUCCCAGUGCUUUCAGGUUUUUUAAACUUCUUCUUCUUCUUCUUCUUCUUCCAUAUUCUGCUCCUCAUUUUCAGGAGUUUCAGGUGUCUCUAUGGAUGAAUUUGUACAGAAAAGUGUAAUUAUUACAUUGAUGUAUUUGAUUGCAGCAAUGAGGAGAGCAACUAGAACGAGGGCAAUGAGAACAGUGAUUCCUAUUGCAGUCCCAAAAGCUUUAUUUUGGACAGCCUCUGCAAUGGAGAUCAUGAGAGCUGGUGGAGGACCACUGUCCAUGCUGCCCCCGAGGCCAUGGAACUGGCAGUCUGGUGGGGCCCAGCCAGCUUUGCAGUGGCAGUGUUCAAGGUUGUUACAAACCCCAUUCCCCUUGCACAAAACCUUUGCAUCACACUUGGUUCUGACGAUGACAUCUGUGCAUGUUUUGUUAAUGCAGAUCUUCUUUGGACCACAUUUGGUGCCGUCAAUUCCUCCUCCGAUAUCAGGUGUAUCUAUGCUAGCAUGGUGGGCUGUGCCCCAGCACCAAUCCUCAGGCCCUGGAGUCUGAAUGAUGGUUUCAGACUUCUCCAGAAAGGCUGUCUUCUUUACAUUCACGCACUGCAGCCUUCCACACAGAGCGUUUUGGGGCUUACAUUCCACAAAAGCAACUUCAUUCCCAUCGCCGCCACAGUUGCCAAAUCGAUCCCCUUUCAUGUUCUGCUCUUUGAAGCAACUUUCUGGAGCACUCCGGGCUUCAUCCCCAAAGACUUUUCUGCAUAGUUUGUCAUGGGACGCACAUUUCCCACGGUAGCAGUAACCGUUGUCACCACAGGGCGUCCCAUCUUGCAUGUGCAAAUCCUCUGGACACCACUCAGAAGUCCCAUUGCAAUACUCAGGCAAGUCACACUCAUCUACCUCUGACCUGCACUUGUGCCCUGGAGGGUGAAAGUGGCACUUUUGACAGCACUGCCCAACAGAGCAGACAGCCCCCGGCUUCAACCUGCAAUUCUGGAAGCAGCAAGGAUUGCCUUGGCAGUGCUGCAGGCCCCCGCAGUCACACUGCUCUCCCUCAUCUAUCACCUUGUUGCCACAGGUCUUAAAGUAGAACAAUCUGUUGGGCUCGGGGAUGUUGUUUAAGCAGUUGCCAUCCCCUCUGUUGAGCAGGUCUAAAUAGCUUUGAAUGCUGCAGUUGCUGAAAGCCGUGGCACCGUCGAUUGAACCUCCUGUCAUGUAGCACUUGGCAUUUCCACACCUGCACUCCUUUCUAUCGUGCUCCAUCCCCAGGUUGUGACCCAGCUCGUGGGUAAAAAUAGUUGCAAAGAUCACAAAAUCUUCUUGUAUGUGAGAUACAAGACCUGACUGGUAGCCAGGGUAGCAGAUGCUGCCUACAUACGCCAGCCCAACGGUGAGUCCAAAGUCUGUGUAAGUGAAAAGAUGUGCAA